UUCUUCAACAUUACGCGUAUCAAAAGUUUGCUGUUUGUGCGUCCGCUUGUGAUUGCGGAAAAAAGUUGAUUUUUUGUGUAAAAAUGCGAUUAAAUUAAUGUGAUUGUUUGUUCUUCGGUGCGAUUAGCUGUUAAAGAGUAGAGUUAGACUGGACCAGAUUUCCCUUGGGGAAAAAAAGGUGUGGCGGAAUUUUAGGGACUGCGUUCCACAUAGAAGGAAACGUGUGCGUUCUGCAGGAUGUUGAAGCAAGAAAAUCUAGCGGCCAACUUUUGCGGCCUGCUGGCCGUCAGUGGGUGUAAAGAAGUCGCCAUCGAAUGGCGCAUCCUGGGCAAGGAGCAGGAUGGAUCUCUCCUUACGAGCUGGGUUUCCUUCAACGCGAAGAACCGGGCGGAACAGCGCAGCAACAUUGGAAUUUACACGCCGAUGCUGAAAACGCUGCAGACGGUGUUCCGCUUCCCAACGAAGGAGAACGUCAUCCAGGCGUCGGUCAAUUUGACUAAAACGUUGCUGCUGUUCACGACGAAGGAGUUGCGCCAGGAGGAAUCCGGCCGAAAGACGGACAUUUACCGGACGUUUUUGGUCGAGAUUAAGGAGGGCGUCGAGGUGGAACCGUUUCUGUUGAUGGAGGUCGAUCGGAACCACCAGAUGAUGGCGCAGUUUCUGUGGCGCAAUUUGGCGACGUUUGAAAAGAGUAAUCAGGACAAGUUUCUCGUGAUGAUUCACCACGAGCAGGUGCUGCUGUACACGGUGACGCUGAAAAAGGUUGGCGUGGAGGGUGAGGAAGAGGAGGAUGUGCUGGGGAGUUGUUCAAAGUUGAACAUUUCCGACCCGGGCGCGUGGUACUGGGACAAGGAUUGCUUGAAGAGCGAAACCAUUACGAAGGGCUUCGUGUGGGCCCAGUGGGACCCGUCCGUGCAAGCUCUCUACUAUAUUCACAUGAAGCCAGCGCCGAAGAUGCUGUUUGAAAAGGACGACGGUUCUACCGAACGUAAGAUGAAUCCAACGCUGUCGGCGUUUCAAUUCCAUGACGAUCUACGCACCGAAACUGUGCUCAACAUUCCGCUGAAUCUGCCAAACAUUCCCACCUCGAGCUCGGGAACCGAAGACAUUUACGAGGACGAUGCGGUUCCGCUGCGCAUUCACGACUCUUCGCUGAACCUGAUCAUCGUGAGCGAUCCGGUUGGAAUGCUGUACGUGUGCCAUUACUAUCUGUACCAACCCAUCAAGCAAUCGGACGAGGAAGCGUCCACUUCCCAGAGAAUUUGUGACGUUCACUUUGCGUAUUCGGUGACAAUUCUGCACCACGGCUGUGUCAUUCACUGCGUCAUUCCGGGCAUCCCGUGGGACAAGGCCAAAACCAUGAAGCCGACAUUUACGCAGCACGGUGAUCAUCACAUGUUGGUGUUCCAGGCGGAUCUGUUUAUGCACCUGCUGGACGUCGGAGUGUCGCACGAACCGUGCUGCCACAUUGUCUGUCCGCCGUUCACCCGACAACCGGUAACCCAUCUGGUGCCGUGCUUUGCCACAAACAAUAUCUGCUACGACUCGGCCACGCUCGAUCUCAUCUCGAUCACCAUUCCCAAGAGUCACCUGAUCGAGGCGUUCCGUAACGACACUUCCGUUGACAAUCGCCUUGCCAUCGUGCACUACUUCUUGGCCCAUUCCAGCGGAGACAUUGUGGAGAUCUUUUCCGAAUUGCUCGGAAUCAUCAUGGAACGACCACUGCAUCUUGACACGGUUCCUCUGCUGAAGGAAGCUCUCAUCUCCGGCUCGUACGCCUCCUCCAAGAAAGGACUCUCGCAGGACCAACUUGCCCUGUACCGACUGCUUCCACUGACCACGUGCAACACCUCUAAACCCAUCCAGGCCAAAGUGUCCGACCUGACCGUCGGUCUCUCCCACGAAACUCUCUACAACACGUCGAUGAUGCUCCUCUCACCGCAGCAGCGUCUCUCGCCCUACCGCAAAGACAUCUGGACCCAGCUGUGGGAGCGCCUCAACGACAACAAAGAACGCGCCCGCUUCGCCCAGGAACAGGUCAUCGAAAAGCUCAUGUACUCGCUCACGUGCUACCAACCGGAAGCGCUGUCCCGCUGCUCGACCCCAAUGUCCCCGGCCAACCCAAUCGUCAACGUCGCCGCCGAAUUCGCUGCGGCCAGCUCGCGCCGUACCAUGCAGAACGAUCUGCCCUUUCUCGAGACGGAAGAGUGCACCGCCAGCAAGCAGGAACUGGUGCUGAACGUAAACCUGCGCGAGCUCAGCAUGCACCUGGUGAAGCACAGCGUCAAAGAGGUCAGCGGAUUCCGCUGGCUCAAAAACGCCUUCUACGACAGCAAUCCGGCGCCAUCGCACGUGCACGCCGUGGCCACGCGCUACGUUGCGGCCCAACUCGAGCAAUCGCGCGCCCUUUGCGUCCUGAUCUGCAAAACUGCCGGCCUAGACUUGGCGCUCGAGAACGAGCGUGGAUUCGCGCUGGUCGACCAACUAACCAGCGCCCAGCAGCUCAAGCUGUUCACCCUGCUCGAGCGGUACUGCCUGGCCACGGAAUCGCUCGCCUUCCCCUUCCCCCUAGGGUUCUCGUCCUUUUUCACCUACCUCGGCUAUCGGGCGCUGUCGUUCGACAACUUUAUGCAGUACUCCGAGCACCACGUGUUCGAGCUGCAAAUCGACGUCGUGAAGGUCAUCAUCGCCGACAUUGACGACUCCACAGAGGGCAUUCAGCGCAAGCUGAGCCUGCUGAUGAUGCUGCCGCGGACGCGCGCUCGGAGGUUGUUGAACAGCUGGAACCAUCCGGUUAGUACGAUGCUGAAAGGACGCGAGCACGCGCUCAACAUCCUGUCCGGGAAUUCGGUGCACCUGCGCGGGUACUCGCAGAUGAAGAAGCGCGAGUACAAACCGAAAGAACCGCUCUCCAUUCUAGCUUUUAUGUGUAUUUUAUGUCUCAUGCCGUGGCGAUCCCGGUCCGUCUACCAGGCGUGUCCAAUUUCGGUGCGGCCCAGUCGACAUCCGCUGUGCCAGUGCACCCACGCCGAGCUCGCUGGAAUCCACCUGGAGGAGGACGGUGCCGAUAGCACUGUGAAUCGAAGCAGUAGCAGCAACUUUUCCUUCUUUUCCGCAACCACGGUUCAGGUCGAGUCGGAAUCGUCGCCACCGUCGCCGUGCGUCCUGUUCGACAGACCCAGGUGGACGUGCAAACCGCGGAAAAGCCGUUGGACGCGAAGAUUACUGUGUUUGCUUUUGAGUAUAAUUUUAUUCCAAUCAUCACACGGAGUUCCGGGUUCAUCAGGAUGGCACUCCAGCACACGGAAGAUUAGUGAGUGCGGUGCACUGCAUGAGCUUCAGCGCGUAUUUUUAUACAUCAGUUGCGUGUGCUUUUCAUAGGUUCUUCAGAUUUCAUUUGUAUAAAUUGCAUGCCAAAUACAAUUAAAUUAUUGAUGCUUUUGUUACUUUAAAA
Molecule: messenger RNA, 3454 nt
Organism: Culex quinquefasciatus (southern house mosquito)
Lineage: Eukaryota; Metazoa; Arthropoda; Insecta; Diptera; Culicidae
Gene: pigeon
Product: protein pigeon
Exons: 6
Coding region: 238-3381 (1047 amino acids)
Biological process (GO): positive regulation of amyloid-beta formation
Cellular component (GO): trans-Golgi network
Source: RefSeq, a predicted model, not a curated record